Molecule: messenger RNA, 1717 nt
Organism: Zingiber officinale
Lineage: Eukaryota; Viridiplantae; Streptophyta; Magnoliopsida; Zingiberales; Zingiberaceae
Exons: 12
Coding region: 163-1593 (476 amino acids)
Biological process (GO): SNARE complex assembly
Cellular component (GO): endosome; lytic vacuole
Molecular function (GO): SNARE binding
Source: RefSeq, a predicted model, not a curated record
AACCCGCGACGAAUUUGCCACGGUCUGCUCUCUUCAAAGCCCCAAUAUUCCAAAACGUGACGAAAACCUAGCUUCAGAUCGAGUUUCCAGAAACAAAAUCGAAGUCUCCAUUCUGUUGUUGGCGAUCAGUCGCUGGAUCGUGGUCGAAUCCGGUGUCAGUUGAUGGCGAGGAAGCCCAGCAGCAGUUGCUGCGCCAUCUGCGAGGGUUCAAAUCUUGCAUCAAUUUGUGCUCCCUGCGUUAACCACAGGUUAAACGAGUACAGCGCUCUGUUGAAAUCUCUGAAUACCGUCUGUAAAUCUCACUAUUCCAAGCUGGACGAUUUGCUCGCCAAGAAGAGGAAAGCAGAUCAACAGAUUAACUGGAGAGCGGUGCAAAAUGUGGAACUCAAGAAAUUGAAGGAACGGCUAACCUACUUGAAGAAGAAACUUGCUGAAGAUAAGGCUAAGGUUUCCAAAGAAUCAAAUGAUCUGAAGUUGAAAUACGGUUCAUUGGAAUUAGCAUUUUCUACAAUGAAAAACAAGCAAACAGAAGUAUUAGAUAAACUCAGUAGUGAUCUUAUGUCCAAUCAGCGGCUGGUUGAUACGGGCAUCACUCCUGAAUGUAUCCGUCGUCAGGCAGUGGUAAUAGAAAAUAUCUGUAAGCUCUUUCCAAUGUGUAGGGUGAACCCAGAUAAAAUAAAAGAUAGAUCAAAUAACAUGUCCAACCAAAUAUGCAAUGCACGCUUACCUAGAGGGCUGGAUCCACAUUCUGUUCCUCCUGAAGAGCUUGCUGCUUCUUUAGGGUACAUGGUACAAUUGUUGAAUCUGAUUGCUCCAAAUUUGGCAGCUCCUGUUCUUCAUAAUUCAGGUUUUGCGGGUUCCUGUUCACGGAUAUGGCAGCGAAACUCGUAUUGGGAUGCUCGCCCAUCCUCACAGAGCAAGGAAUAUCCUCUUUUCAUACCACGUCAGAAUUUCUGCUCUUCAGGCGGAGAAUCCUGGUCUGAUAGAAGCUCCUUGAACUUUGGUGUCGCUUCAGUAGAAUCAGAAAGAAGACCGCAUUUAGAGAGUUCCAGAAAUAGUAGUUUCAACUAUUCCCUUGCCUCUCCACAUUCCCUUGAAAAUCACACGGAUCUGCAGAAAGGAAUUUCGCUGCUCAAGAAAAGUGUGGCGUGCAUUACAGCAUACUCCUGCAAUUCCUUAGGUCUAGAUAUACCUUCAGAAGCUUCUACUUUUGAAGCCUUUGGUAAAUUGUUGUUCAUUCUAUCUUCUUCAAAGGAAUUACAGUCGAUCAGAAACUCUUUGAAGACAGCAAGCUCAAGCACAGAAAAACAGGCUCAGCAGUUGAAGAGAUCAGUGUGGAAUGUUAGCUCGAGUGGCAGUUCUUCAAAUACCCUGGCAGAGAGUGAGCAGACGAUAACGUCAACCGUCGAUGAUGACAACCUCCAAAAUCCCGAUUCGAGUUUUAUGUUCACAGCUGUGAUGAUCAAUAAGUCGGAAAGCAUUGUUGAAGGGUGGAAUAUUAUCGAGCAUCCUACGCUCCCUCCACCCCCAUCAAAGACCGAGGAUGUCGAGCAUUGGAUGCGAGCUAUGUUCAUAGAUGCCACAAAGAAAUAGUCUCUGCUCAUUCGCACAUUGACAUAUGCAAAAGAAUAUUCUCAGAUGCAUACUUGCAAAAGAAUGAACAAAAACCUCUUAAGGCAAAGGAAUAAUAAGAAAACAAUUAAAAGGGUUCAUAUUC